GCAUGUCCUUAAAUGGCCACAAUACAGGACGUAACCCUUUGAUUUAGGCAUCGACAUAAUCUUUCGACUGGCGCCUCCCUCAGGACAAAUCUUAAUGUUUUACGCUUACACACUUUUAGUUGUCUGCAGUGUGAUGAAGAUGCCUGUCGUUUUAUCAAACAUUUCCGUCUCUAAUAAUCUUAUCAUUUAAUUACUGUGAAUUUCUGGGAUGCAGCUAAUGAUUAUUUUAGUUCUCUAUUUGUUUGCCAAUGGCUCCAAAUUUCUCAAAAAAUAGAUUCACAGUUGGUUCAAUAAAACACUAGAAAAGAGUGAAAAACGACCUUCACAGGUUCAGACAGACUUUUUUUAUCCAACAAACUGUAUAAAACCAUCAGAAUAUUUAAUGUAGUAAAAUGUGAGGGUGUGAAAAGCUGAAUCUACCAAACAUCAAAUAUUGACUCGGAUGAUUAUUGAAGUCUUAAUCAUUUCCUGUCAGUCAACUAAUUGAUUAAACAAGCAGACUUGAGCGGAGGUGAGUUCCCUCCUUUAAAUCCCUCUGUGAUGGGUUCAGGUUGUGGCAGUAAGAGGGGUCCUGUCCCGGUAGAUCCUCCUCCGAGGGAGUCCUAGGGAGCGGCCUGUGCUGAAGAUCCUGGUGGCAUCUUGUGUGGAUUUUGAUCCUUUUAUCUCCUCAGGCUGUCAGCUGCUUACAGCACAAGAGGAUUAGUUUCCUGCAGUAGGAUCAAAGCGGAGCCUCACAGUGUCUGUGGUCGUAGCAGAGAAUGGAGCGGUGUGGACGGGCGGAGGUGUUCAGGCUGCUGCUGCUGGUCUGCUGGCUGAUGGUCGGCCCGGUGCUGGCUCAGGUCCGCCACCCGCUGCCUGUGCUGUGGUUGAUGCCGAUGAGGGAGAACCUGACGGCCGGCGUUGGUCCGGCUGUCAGACUGGCUCUGCAGGACCUGAAGAAGCAGCCACCUCCACUGGGGAACUAUGAGCUCCAGCUCCAGCUGCUAGACUCUCAGUGUGAUCCUGCUAAAUCACUCAAAGCUCUGUUUGACGCCAUGUGGGCGGGGCCAAAAUACAUGCUAUUGCUCGGAGGGGUGUGUCCAUCUGUGACGGCGCUCAUCGCUCGCUCUCUGCCGGCUCUCAACCUGGUGCAGGUGUCUUUUGCAGCCACGUCGCCCAGCCUGUCCAACAGGAAGUGGUACGGGAAUCUGUUCAGCACCGUGCCAUCAGACCGAGCUCUGAACCAGGCCACGGUGAAACUGCUGCAGCGCCACAAGUGGACCAGAGUCGGCAUCAUCACACAGGAAACACCCAGACUGUCACAGAUGAGGAAGGAUCUGCUCAGACAGCUGCUGAAGGCUGAGGUUCAGGUGGUUUCCACAGAGAGUCUCUCUGACGACGUCUGCAGCAGCCUGAAGACGCUGAAGGAUCGUGACGUUCGGAUCAUCAUCGGACAGUUUGAGGAAGAUUCUGCCGCUGACGUUUUCUGCUGUGCGCACAGACUGAACGUGUUUGGAGCCGGGUACCAGUGGAUGGUUGUUGAUGGAGGAACAGCUGGGUGGAGGCUGGGGCGGCGGGUGUCCGGCUGCUCGGACAACAACCUCCAUCAGGCAGCAGACGGAUCCAUCCGGCUGCAGGUCAGACAGCUGAGGAACGCUAACACAGCGGGCGUCUCUGGACGGACUCCUCAGGACUACCGGGACUCCUACCUCAGACAGCUGAUCCAGGAGGGCUCCCACUUCAGCCCCCUCCACGCCUUCGCCUAUGACACCGUCUGGGUCGCCGCUAAGGCUCUGAGUCAGGUGACGGAGGCCGUGAAGCACAGAGAGAAAUACAGCGUCCGCAGGAACGUGACGGUCAGUGAGGAAGAGGUGCAGAAGAUGCUGCUGGAGGCCGUGAGGAGCACGCAGCUGGAAGGAGUCACGGGACCAGUUUUUUUUCGGAACGGAGAGAGAAUGACGGCGAUCGAGCUGAUCCAGUUUCAAGGCAGCAGUGGUGUGUUGGUGGGUGAGUUCAGUACGUCCACUCAGCAGCUCCGACUGCUGAACCACCUGCUGAAGUUCAAAGGUCCAGGACCAGCCAGAGACCGGACCCUGGUGCGUCUGCAGCGCCGCGGUGUGAACCUCCUCGUGUACAGCGCCGUUUCAUCAGCUGCAGCCGUGAUCAUCAUCAUCACUCUGAUCGUCCUCUGCUUCAUCGGCAUCCACCGCAAACACCGGCUGCUGAGAUCCAGUGCAGGACCCCAGGACCAGCUACUCCUGCUGGGCGUCCUGCUCUCCUCCUCCUGGGUGCUGGUCUCCGGUCUGGACGGGUCCUCGGUGUCCGACUGGACCUUUGAGACGCUCUGCUCCGUUCGUCUGUGGACUCUGUCAGUGGGACACACUGUGGGCUUCACUGUGCUGCUCACCAGAACAUGGAGGGUCUAUUCACUCUGCAGGAUCAAACAUCAGCAGCAGAGGCGUCGGCAGCGAGCGGGUCGUGUCGUGCUCUGUCUGCUCCUGCUGGAUGUGUUUGUUUUAACCACCUGGCAAAUCCUGGACCCCCUCAGACGGGUGGUGCUGCAGCAUCGCUCCGAGAGUGACUCUUCUGGUCUGGACGUGGUCGUCCGGCCGUACUCUGAGCUCUGCAGCUGCGCCAACAUGGAGCUGUGGCUCACUGCGGUCUACGGAUACAAAGGGCCCCUGCUGGGUCUUGGAUGUUUCCUGGCCUGGAGCAUCAGGUCUGUCCAGGUGGGUCGUCACCUGACUCUGAGUGUGUUCGCUGUGACGGUGUUCAGUGCGUCAGGAGUGACAGGAUCACUGCUGACAUCCCACAAUCCUCCUGUUCAGUUCUGCGUGAGCAGCGUCCUCAUCCUCUGCUGUAACAUCUUCGUCCUGAGCUUCCUGUUCGGACCGACGGUGUCGCACUUGUGGGUGAACGGCGGCGAGCUGCAGGGUGAUGCUGCAGAGGAGGAAGAUGAAGACCAACUGAGCAGGUUAAACCAGCAGCUGAGGAGGCGGACUGCACAGCUCGACGCAGAAAUAGAAACUGUCACCAUGCAACUUUCUGAGAUGUCCGAGUCCAAGAUGCUUCACAAGAGAACAAACAACGGUGAGGUCAGGCCUGUGAGCUGGACUCAUGAAGCUCAGGUCUGUGCUGACGACAGGAAACCAUCAAGACCAGAGGACGUCAACUCUCCUGAACUCGUGCGGCGCCGUUUCUCCGUGCAGCUGCCCAUCCUCCAUCAUUCCUACCUGCCGGUCGUCGGCGGCGUCAGUUCCAGCAGCUCCAGUCUGUUCGGCGGCCGCGAUGCCUUCGUUCACCAAGACGUGCUGAUGACCACCGUAACAUCCUGUCCCCCUGACGCCGCACGCCUGGAGUCACGUCACUGUUGA
This is a messenger RNA of Seriola aureovittata, 3353 nucleotides long. RefSeq names its product gamma-aminobutyric acid type B receptor subunit 2-like. The record is from RefSeq and is a predicted model, not a curated record. The transcript is spliced from 19 exons. NCBI's taxonomy places the organism in Eukaryota, Metazoa, Chordata, Actinopteri, Carangiformes, Carangidae. Gene Ontology annotation, molecular function: G protein-coupled GABA receptor activity. Gene Ontology annotation, cellular component: G protein-coupled receptor heterodimeric complex; membrane. Gene Ontology annotation, biological process: G protein-coupled receptor signaling pathway; gamma-aminobutyric acid signaling pathway. Bases 759 to 3353 code for a protein of 864 amino acids.